Molecule: messenger RNA, 1248 nt
Organism: Drosophila novamexicana
Lineage: Eukaryota; Metazoa; Arthropoda; Insecta; Diptera; Drosophilidae
Product: zinc finger protein 436
Exons: 4
Coding region: 58-1209 (383 amino acids)
Cellular component (GO): nucleus
Molecular function (GO): zinc ion binding
Source: RefSeq, a predicted model, not a curated record
CGGUCGCGUUGUCAGCUUCUGUCCUGUUCACAAAUCAAACGAUUUUUUGUAGAUUUUAUGAAAAUGGAAGAUUUUUGCCGUACCUGUGGCAAAACGGUGAACGCAGAAAGUUGCAUCAACAUCUUUUCACCCAUGGGUCGUCGUCUUUUGCACUGCGUGCGCACCAUAACAAACUGUUGGUUGGAAAAUGUGGCCGGGUUUCCUAUCUAUAUGUGCGAGGACUGCCAAACGCUGGUAAAGAAGGUUAACUCCUUUCGCAAACGCUGCUCAAAAAUUGAAGCCUUUCUCGUUAAACGUAAGGCCAAAUUGAGCACAAACAAUAUUUCGCCUGCAACGUCCGACCAAGCCAAGAUUUCUGACCCACUUCGUAUUGAGGAACCAGUCGAUAUAAAGCUGGAGCCAACGUCCGCACAGCAACAACAGAUCGACGACGAUGUUGAUUAUCAGCUGCAGGAAGACUUUGAGGAGACGAGCGAAAGUUAUUAUGGGGAUCAGCCUGAUUCCGAUGGCUAUGCGGAUAUAUCUUUUGAUGAGGAUAUUGAGGAGCCGCCCAGUGAUGCAUCGCCUCAUGCUGCCACCCAAGCCGAACCCGAAUUACAUCCAAAAAGUCCAGCGCACAUUGAUCCACAUAGAAAAUCUAAAAUGGGCUCCCGCAAGUAUACAAUGCGUGUGGGAAAGAGAACCAUGUACAUUAAACUGACCAACGAUAAACAACCGAAACGCAUUGUGGAUCGCGAACGACAAUGGGCAUCGGCGCGACCCUGCAUCUGUGAGCACUGUGGUCGCCAAUUCAAAGAUGGCAGCAAUCUCAAUGUGCAUCUGUUGCGGCACACCGGCACCAAGAACUACGAGUGUCCGGAAUGCAACGAAAAGUGCUACACAUUGCAUCUGCUGCGGCGCCAUCAGCUGAAACACACUGAAGGUCCCUACGAGUGCACCUUCUGCGGACUACAAUACAGUACAAACAGCUCGCGAGUGCGCCACGAACGCGAGGCUUGCAAAAAAGGUCGAGCGCCGCAGUCAAAAACGGAGCUCAUCAAACGAGGUGAACGCACAUUUCACUGUGACGUCUGUGAUCUAUGGUUUCUGCGUGCCGGCAACCUAACCCAGCAUAUAAAUUCAUCAAAUCAUAUUGCUAACGCGCGCAUUAAAAACAAAAAGUCACAACUACAACAAAAGAAAUCGCUAAAUAUGAAUGCUAUAUCUUGAAUUAGGCAAAACUAAUUAGUCAAUUUGAGUAUUUUUUUA